CCGCUAUUAUCCUUGACCGCACCGGGAUGGCGGCAAAGAACAACAACAACAACAAAAAAAGUGAACCGGGCUUGACAGCAGCCCAAAGCUGGUAAUGAAUGAGAAUGUCGUUGAAGAUAGCUACUGAUUUCAAAGCACAGGAAUGGGUUUUACAAAAGAGAGAAAAUGAUAGAAGUCCACUUAAUUUGUUUGAAUGUUGGGGGUUUCAAUUCAACGAAAAUGAACGCCAUUGUUUCUUCACUGGGAGGUUUCUGCUUAAGCCAUUACCUAUCUACAUUGCUGAAGCAAUGGACUGCCAAUGUUGUUCUUCUGGUAUUGGUGAAUGUCUGUGUGGGAGGAUGAUGAAGGAGAAUAAAAUGCUACAAUUGCAUAUGAAACCUCCAACCUCUUUUACAUCUUCCUCUUUGGCCUGCACUUUCUUGUCCCUCUCAGGCAAUCCUGAGACCAUUGGAAAUGCUAACAAUGGUCUAAUUUUCAUGAUGAAGACCACGUUGCUUUCACCAACUACACUCAUUGCUCUCCAUGAGAAGAGCUUGGAGUGGAAGGUUUAUCUGGUAAAUCACUAAUUCGAUAUUUAUGUCCUUGCUAGAAGCAAGGUAGUUUGGACUCCAUAAAUCGUGCACAAACCAUUUCUGCUAACUUGAGGAAAUUGUAUCUGUUUGACAGGAAGAUAUUAGCCAUUGUGAUGGCAAUUUAUUGGAACUCUGGUACAAGGAGAGUUGCAUAAUCUCUUAUUUAUAGCGCUGUUUGAGACCAACUAUUCUUAAUAUUUAAUACAAAUUUGGAAGGUAUUUUCA
Molecule: messenger RNA, 797 nt
Organism: Gossypium arboreum
Lineage: Eukaryota; Viridiplantae; Streptophyta; Magnoliopsida; Malvales; Malvaceae
Exons: 2
Coding region: 99-566 (155 amino acids)
Source: RefSeq, a predicted model, not a curated record